UUAAAUGUCCCGUUUUGGGGGAUGAAGAGACAGACUGGAUGGGUUGGUGUGUGCUCGUGGAGCAGAGAGAAAGGGGGAAUACACUUCUGCCUUAAAUUGGUCUGAGUCCUUGUCUCGGACGACCCAACUCUGUGACUAUUACGCAUCAUGGCUAAGCUGGUGGAGUGUGUGCCCAAUUUCUCAGAGGGCCGGAACAAAAAGGUGAUUGAUGCCAUAGCAGAGGCCAUCUCCAGCACGGAGGGAUGCAGCCUGCUCGACGUGGACCCUGGAUCCUCCACCAACCGCACAGUCUACACCUUUGUAGGCUCGCCACAGGCUGUGGUGGAGGGUGCACUGAAUGCUGCACGCACUGCCUUCCCACUCAUUGAUAUGACCAAACACUCAGGGGAGCAUCCACGGAUGGGCGCCAUGGACGUGUGUCCCUUCAUCCCUGUCCAGAAUGUCACUAUGGAGGACUGUGUCAACUGUGCCAACAUAUUUGCCCAGCACUUAACAGAUGUGCUGCAUGUACCUGUGUAUCUUUAUGGAGAAGCAGCGAGGAAGGAGAACAGGAGAUCUCUUCCCUCUGUCCGGGCAGGGGAGUAUGAGGCCUUGUCUGAGAAAUUGAAGAAGACAGAGUGGGCUCCUGACUAUGGCCCUGCCGCCUUCGUGCCCUCCUGGGGAGCUACAGUAGCAGGCGCUCGCAAAUUCCUGGUUGCCUACAACAUAAACCUACUCAGCACCAAGGAACAAGCCCAUCGGAUUGCACUAGAUAUCCGGGAACAGGGCAGAAGCAAAGACCAGCCGGGUCUGCUGAAGAAGGUGCAGGGAAUGGGCUGGUACCUGGAAGAGGCGAACAUAGCCCAGGUGUCCACCAACAUCCUGGACUUUGAGCUGACGCCCGUCCACACUGUUUACGAAGAGAUCUGCAGCGCUGCCAAGGACCUGAACCUGCCAGUGGUGGGCUCUCAGAUUGUAGGCAUCAUGCCUCUGAGAGCCGUGCUGGACUGUGCCGACUUUUACAUCCAGAGAGACAGGCUCUUCAUUGUGGAGGAGGAGCACAAAGUCCGUCUGGUCAUCAGUAAACUUGGGCUCGAUUCACUUGGGCCUUUCGACCCCAAAGAGAGAAUCAUAGAGUACAUGGUGGAGAGGACUGAGGAGGACAAGCGUCUGGUGUCUCUGUCUCUGCAGCAGUUUGUCCGCAGCGUGGGGGCCAGAACCGCUGCUCCAGGAGGAGGGUCAGUCUCUGCUGCCGUCGCUGCAAUGGGGGCUGCUCUGGGAGCCAUGGUGGGUCAGAUGACCUAUGGGAAGAGGCAGUUUGACAGCCUGGACAGCAUAAUGCGGAGACUCAUCCCUCCCUUUCAUCAGGCCAUGAAUGAACUGCUGGUCAUGGUGGAUGCAGACUCCAAGGCGUUCAGUCGCUACAUGGCUGCAUUGAAGAUGCCAAGAAACACAUCAGAUGAAGUCAAAAGACGAGAACCGUUACAGAAUCACCCACCACAACGGGACCAAGCAGCGUGGUAACAGGCAACAGCAGGAGCAACAAAGAGAGGAAUGGACAUGGGAGGACGAAUUGUACGGAGAAGGACAUUGGGAUCAGCCUGGAGAAUAUCGCCGCCCCAAAGAAGAACUGGAGGCGGCAAAAGCUGAGGCGCUGGUAUGAGGAGGCAACACGGCGACCCGGAUGGAAGCCUGAGAGUUAGCCCCAAAAAUUUCUUGGGAAAUUUCUUGGGCUCACAGGGAGUAUGGCGACGCUAGGUAGGAGACCUACGCCAACUUCCUGUGGUUACCGGGGGGCUAGAGAGACCGAGCAGGCACCGUGUUAUGCUGUGGUGCGCACGGUGUCUCCAGUGCGGGUGCAUAGCCCGGUGUGGUUUAUUCCAGCUCCGCGUAUCGGCCGGGCUAGAUUGAGCGUCGAGCCAAAUGCCAUGAAGCCAGCUCUACGCAUCUGGUCCCCAGUGCGUCUCCUUGGGCCGGCUUACAUGGCACCAGCCUUGCGCACGGUGUCCCCGGUUCGCCUGCAUAGCCCAGUGCGGGCUAUUCCACCUCGCCGCACUGGUAGAGCGACCGGGAGUAUUCAACCGGGUAAGGUUGGGCAGGCUCGGUGCUCAAGAGCUCCAGUGCGCCUGCACGGUCCGGUCUACCCAGUACUACCUCUACGCACCAGCCCUCCGAUGGCAGCUCCCCGCACCAGGCUUCCUGUGCGUGUCCUCGGCCCAGUACCACCAGUGCCAGCACCACGCAUCAGGCCUACAGUGCGCCUCGCCUCUCCAGCGCUGCCCGAGCCUUCCUCCUCUCCUGCGCUGCCGGAGUCUCCCGCUUGUUCAGCGCUGCCGGAGUCUCCCGCCUGUUUAGCGCAGCCAGAGCUGUCAGUCUGCAUGGAGCAGCCAGAGCUGCCAGUCUGCAUGGAGCAGCCAGUCUGCAUGGAGCAGCCAGAGCUGCCAGUCUGCAUGGAGCAGCCAGAGCUGCCAGUCUGCAUGGAGCAGCCUGUCUCUGUUUGUUGUUCACCAGAUAGGCUGUAUAGGUUUCCACGUUCCGUUUGUCGUUUUGUAUUGUUAGUUAUUUCAUGUUGAGUUCCCUUUCAUUAAAGAACAUGAAUAACACCACGCUGCAUUUUGGUCCGCUUCUCCUUCGACAGACGAGAACCGUUACAUGCUCCAAAUCUAAUUUCUCUACUCUUCCUCUUUCUUAUACCUAUCCCCACCCAUAAUCCUGCUUCUACCCCUACCCUGGUCUUCCUCUUCCCCUAUUCCUGCCUUCCCAUUACCCCUAUCCCUGUUCCUG
Oncorhynchus masou masou (cherry salmon) is the source of this 2763-nucleotide messenger RNA. Its product is annotated as formimidoyltransferase-cyclodeaminase-like. NCBI's taxonomy places the organism in Eukaryota, Metazoa, Chordata, Actinopteri, Salmoniformes, Salmonidae. The transcript is spliced from 11 exons. Bases 148 to 1503 code for a protein of 451 amino acids. Gene Ontology annotation, molecular function: transferase activity; folic acid binding. The record is from RefSeq and is a predicted model, not a curated record.